This is a messenger RNA of Batrachochytrium dendrobatidis JAM81, 948 nucleotides long. RefSeq lists its product as uncharacterized. NCBI's taxonomy places the organism in Eukaryota, Fungi, Chytridiomycota, Chytridiomycetes, Rhizophydiales. Gene Ontology annotation, cellular component: cytoplasm; nucleus. The coding region runs from base 1 to 948 and encodes 315 amino acids. The record is from RefSeq and is a predicted model, not a curated record. The transcript has 7 exons.
AUGUAUAUACAAUAUGCAAUAUUCAGUUUUCACGCAGAUGAAUCUCUUGCUGUUUACAUGCUUAGGCUGCUUCCAGAGUACAAAGAUGCUAAACUUGUACGUACUAGAGAUGCUAGUGUGAUUGAAAGUGCUGAUAUUGUUGUGGAUGUUGGUGGCAUCUACGAUCCUAGCAAGCAUCGCUACGAUCAUCAUCAACGUGAGUUUGUGGAUACAUUCGAUAGCGAUCACAAGAUUCGACUAUCAAGUGCCGGACUAGUGUACAAGCACUUUGGUCAUCGAAUUAUUCGUGAGGUUCUUGGUUGGCAUCAGGAUGAACAGGAAGAUAUAGUGCAUAUGCUUUACAUGAAGGUCUACGAUGAUCUAAUUCAAGAGUACGAUGGUGUAGACAAUGGAGUAUCUAGAUAUCCCAGCAAUCUUGAUCCAGCUUACAAGGAGAGCACUACAAUUUCUCAUCGUGUCUCUGCUUUGAAUCCAUGGUGGAACCAGUCUGUUGACGAUAUGGAUGAGCGAUUUGCCAAGGCAGUUGCACUCACUGGCAUGGAAUUCACUGACAAGGUAUUAUAUCUUGGAAAUGCUUGGAUUCCUGCUCGUAAAUUGGUGCAGGAUGCACUCAAUGAUCGCAAAGCUAUCCAUCCAUCUGGGCGUAUUAUGGUUUUUGAUCAGUAUUGUCCAUGGAAGGAAUAUGUAUAUCUCUUGGAAAAGGAAAACAAAAUUCCUGCCUCUGAGCAGCCUCUUUAUGUUCUCUACCCUGAUACUUCUUCCCAAUGGCGUAUUCAAGCAGUUUCUUGCAAUCCCUCGUCGUUCGAGUCUCGCAAAGCGCUUCCUGAGUCGUGGCGCGGACUUCGUGAUCAAGAACUUAGCACACUUUGCGGCAUUGAUGGAUGUGUGUUUGUUCAUGCCAGUGGAUUUAUUGGUGGAAACAUGACAAAGGUAUGUCUUUUGCUGUGA